Penicillium angulare is the source of this 2079-nucleotide messenger RNA. Its product is annotated as LCCL domain-containing protein. The record is from RefSeq and is a predicted model, not a curated record. The transcript is spliced from 2 exons. NCBI's taxonomy places the organism in Eukaryota, Fungi, Ascomycota, Eurotiomycetes, Eurotiales, Aspergillaceae. The coding region runs from base 1 to 2079 and encodes 692 amino acids.
AUGCUUGGAGAGGGCCGUGACGAGGCCGGUCGACUAUAUGUCCCCCCUUUGAUCGAAGAUGAUGAUCGGAUGCUCAAUCCCGAUGCUUCCGAAGAUUUCCCGCCACCUGAUGUUGAAUCGGGCAGCACCUUGCCCAUCUGGUUACAAGAAUCAUCCAAGUCUUUUCGAUGGGGCUGGGUUCCAUUGCCAUUAAGAAAGGCCGGACGUGCGACUGCAAAUUGGGUUAAAGGACCGGAUCCUCCCCAUAUGCUGCUGCUAAAGCCUCUAUUUCCCCGCUUGCAGGAGCUGCCCGUUCAGUAUCUCGAGCGCUUCUUUCCCAAGCGCAAGCACAAAUUAUUCCUACUUUUUCUGAUAUACCUAUCUUGGUUCUUGCCAUGGUUUUUGGUUCUUCUGGACUCACGUUCUUCUGGUUAUAUUGAGGGAUAUGGGCAGCUCCAGACACUCUCAUGCGGUACCACUUUAUGGAGGUCCGACAAUGGUUGCGGCCUUAACGGUAACGAUUGCCGACCCUUUUCAGAGUCGACCAUCGCCUUUCGCUGCCCCGCAAAUUGUGGCGAUUUAAAAUUGUUAGAGCCCCAUGUUGUGGGCAACCAUUCUUUUAACUACCAAAGUCUUGUGAUUGGAGGCCCGCCACCGCACUCAUCUGCCCCUGCAGUAUACCGUGCCGACAGCUUUGUGUGUCAAGCGGCGAUGCACUCCGGUGUCAUUUCUAAUGACGGCGGUUGUGGCGUUGUGAAACUCGAAGGUGCUGCGCACUCAUUCCCGUCCGUGAAACAAAACGGGAUUAAGUCAGAAUCUUUCCCAUCGACCUUCCCAAAGUCAUUUAGCUUUCUUCAGCUACCUUCCUCGCAAGCCCAUUGCCCGGCUGACCCCCGCUGGACCCUUCUUGGGGUCACGGCGGCUGCGAUCGGAGUGCUUUGGCUUUUCUGCACAUCGCCGCCAGUACUAUUCUUCAGCACGUUUUUCAUCGUGUUUUCUCAUACCGGUCUUGUUGGCGAUCCGCCUUCCUAUCCAGGUCUUGCUGAUCUUGUCUCCACUCUUUUGUCUCGACUACUCCCGGCAUCAUUUGUCGUUUUUGUUCUAUACAAGUUCUGUGCCGCCCCUCUUCUCCAACCAAUCACUUCGCCUAUUUAUCAACUUGAAAAGCUCAUUCUGUACCUCCCGCCGCUUUUUAUCGGCGCCCUGAACAACUAUACCUUCGCGCGAUUGAUUCCCCUCCAGCGACUCACACCAAUGGAUAUACAGCAACAACCCGGUGCAAAAUUGGCACUAGCCUUGGUCAUUCCAACCGUACUUACAAUCAUCCUUACCCAAGCGUGGCAAAUUCGCCAAGGUGGUUUACUGCCGCGUUACCUGAAGAUCUACUGCAGCAUGGGUUUGAUCAUCCUCAUUCUCUUACCACUUCCCGGCCUGCGACUCCGGAUUCAUCAUUAUAUUCUGGCUAUGUUACUGUUACCUGGGACUGCCUUCCCCACAAGGCCAUCGUUGGUUUAUCAGGGUUUGCUCCUUGGUCUUUUUAUCAAUGGCAUUGCUCGGUGGGGGUUCGCUUCUAUCAUUGAGACACCUGCCGCUCUAGGGGAACUAGCUCCAGGUCGCGCUGGAGGUAAUGCUUGGUGGGGCUCAACAUAUCCCAAUAUCACUGAUGCAUCCGUAAAGAUUUUCUUACCGGGUACGGGAUCCAAUGAGACCUAUCCUGGCAAUGGCAAUAUCACAUUUUCUUUGUGGGAACCCGAACGAAUGGAAGGCCUUGGUGUGGAUGGGAUUUCGGUUUUGCUCAAUGAUGUAGAGCGUUUCCGAGGUUAUCUGGAUGAAGACAAGAGCGGAGAAUUCACUUGGCAUCGCCACGGUCAUGAUGGGUUGGAAUUGCAACAGCCGCCCGUAUUCGUGCGCCGAAGCCUUGAUGCAUCUGAUUUCGAAACCCAGUCUGUCCUUAUUACAGGGAGCGAUCCAUCUGACAAGCCUGACGAUUUGUUCUUCCGGUUUGCAUUCCUCCGGGGCGCCUCGGCUGGCAAUUACGGACCCACCGGAGUUUGGCAAAGUGACGGGUCUUGGAGUUCCCCAGCUUCCCCUAAGGCCUAA